This is a messenger RNA of Rhipicephalus sanguineus (brown dog tick), 837 nucleotides long. Its product is annotated as 5-formyltetrahydrofolate cyclo-ligase. Gene Ontology annotation, molecular function: 5-formyltetrahydrofolate cyclo-ligase activity. Gene Ontology annotation, biological process: folic acid-containing compound biosynthetic process; tetrahydrofolate interconversion. Gene Ontology annotation, cellular component: mitochondrion. Lineage: Eukaryota; Metazoa; Arthropoda; Arachnida; Ixodida; Ixodidae. The record is from RefSeq and is a predicted model, not a curated record. The transcript has 4 exons. Bases 133 to 729 code for a protein of 198 amino acids.
UCGUGAUUUGCUUUCUCUAGUUUUCUCGUAGUUUUUCCGAGAUGUUGAUAAGACGACAAGGUGCCCCUCGGCUAUCUCCUAAUUGAAAUCACUACGUCUUCUCCCCGGCGCUUCGUACUCUUCUCCGUUGCCAUGGCCGCGGCGUCAAUGAAGGCGGCUAAAUGCGCUAUAAGAGCCGAAAUGAAGAAACAGCUCAAGGCGAUGACAGCAGAGGACAGGCUCCGCCAGUCGAAGAUCGUACUGGACAAGUUUGUAAACCAUCGCCGCUACAAGGCAAGUAACCGAAUAUCCAUUUUUGUGAACAUGGAGACGGAAGUUUCGACGGAGCCCAUCAUUCGACAUAUCAUCAAUGACGGCAAGGAGUGUUUCAUUCCAAAAUACGACGAUCAGUCACGGCAAAUGGACAUGGUCAAACUUUCAUCGCUCGAAGAACUAGAGAAGCUGCCAAUGACGAAGUGGCGUAUCAAGCAGCACACCGAUUUCGAUCCGCGUGAGGAAGCGCUUGUUACUGGUGGCAUUGACCUUCUUGUGGUGCCCGCUGUAGCCUUCACAGCACAGGGUGCCCGUCUGGGCCAUGGAAAAGGAUACUACGAUAUCUACUACAGUCGAUGCCUCAAAGCGCAAGCACAGAGGCCUUACACUAUAGGCCUCUGCUUUCGCCAACAGCUCGUGCCAUCCAUACCAUUAGACAACCAUGACAUGAUUGUUGAUGAGGUUCUCCAUGCUUGAUUGAUGACAGGGUUCUUAGUUUUGUGAUGUCGCGUUUAUUUUGCUAUUGUCACUGUUAAUGAUAUGCGAUGGGUAAUAAAACAGGGAUAUACAUAUUUUUAAAAAAUA